UAGAUACAAAAGGUAGUCACCGGAAAAGUAAUGUAUACACGUUCAUACCUCGCGAUUUCAUGUUCUACUUAGUUCAUAAAGAAAAUUUAGAGAUCAAAUUAUGAUAAUUUUGAUAUAUAAUGAGAAUCUCCAAUAUUCAUAUCCAACACAUAACAUUUGAUAACAGGAUAUAUUCGAUACACAUAUUUAGUCCAAGGGGCGUCCACAAAAUUAAUUAAUUAAUUAAAUUAGUCAGUUAAUUUAGUUGAGAAGAAAUUAUCGGGAAAAUUAGGAGAAUUCCGACGAACCCAAGUGAUGUCAGUACAAUUGAAUUUCAAUACAAAAAGCUUAAAGUAAAGGAUGAGAGAGAGCAGAGUUGAUUAAUUAUCUUUAGACAAUAAAGCUGACACAGCCACCACUCCGCCACCAAGGCAGCGGAGCCGCCGGCCGGCCGCAAUCUCUCUGCAGGGUGGGUGGUCCUCUCUUCUUCCCCAACUGACAUUCUGAUCUGAGGUUAGUUAAUUUCAUGAAUCCAUCCAAUUAUCAUCGCUCUUUCAAUUGUUAACAAAAUUAUCCAAUUUCAUUUUAUGAAUAUUGAAUUAUCAGUCUGUUUGAAAGAAAGAGGGAGACGUCCGUACAAAGGCGCCGUCUUUUAUAUUCUCUCCUUUUUCGUAAGUGUUAAGCUGAAGAGUAAAAAAAAAGAAGUGUCAAAUAUGGAGGAGCAGCGCCAAAAACAGCCGGAUCAGCCCCGCCUGAAGCCGCCGGAGAUGCUGCCUCCCCCGCCGCAGAAGUGCCCGCGCUGCGACUCCACCAACACCAAAUUCUGCUACUACAACAAUUACAGCCUCUCCCAGCCGCGCUACUUCUGCAAGUCCUGCCGGCGGUACUGGACCCACGGCGGAACCCUAAGAAACGUCCCCGUCGGCGGCGGCUGCCGCAAGACCAAGCGCCCCCGCCCCUCCUCCUCCUCCCCAGCCGAGAUUCAGCCGGUCUUGGCCGCGAUCCCACCUCAAACCCUGGCGGCCUUGAGCGCGGCUCACAUGCCGAGCAUGAGGCCUUUCUCUCCGGCCGGGCCCACCUACUACAGAGGCCCCACCUUCCUCUCCACCCUCGCCGCCAUGCAAUCCGUUUCCCCCGGAUUCAACCACGGCGCCGCGCGCGGCCAAUACAAUGCUGUCACUCUCAGACCCCCGGCGCCGCCGCUUCCGCCGCAGCCGCAGCAGCACCAAUUCCCCCUUCAGAAUAAUCAGUACAACUUCCAACCGCAAGACAGCCUGACCAAUCCAGCGCGCCCUCCUUGGCCUCAAACCUUCAUCAAUACCGCCGCGCCACCCACCACAACCACCCCCUCCCCCGGCACAAGCUUGAGUUUCUGGACGGGCGAUGGCGACAGCGAUGACCUGGCCGGGCCUUCCUUCGCCGCGGGGUUUGAUCCAUCCUCUCCGUGAAUUUUGGAUUCUAUUGCAUGCGGCGUGUCUUUCUAUUUCGUUAUAUUUUCAAAUUGAGUUUUUGGGUUUUAUUUUUCUUGAAAAAAAAAAAUAGAUGGGUGUUUUAGGUUGCAAACAUUUACUAGUAGCAAGAAAUGUGAACCGGAUUGGAUGUUUCUUGAUGCAGAUGAGUAUACAAAAUGUUGUAAUUCACCAUCUUAUAGAGAUUCAGAAUAAGUUGGGUUAGGUUUGCUUGUUCAACUUUUUGAUCAAAAGUUUAUUGAGUUUAAUGGUAAUGCCUUUUGCUUUUCCGUUGCUUUAA
Messenger RNA from Salvia splendens (bonfire salvia), 1728 nucleotides. Its product is annotated as dof zinc finger protein DOF5.6. The record is from RefSeq and is a predicted model, not a curated record. Gene Ontology annotation, biological process: regulation of DNA-templated transcription. The transcript has 2 exons. Gene Ontology annotation, molecular function: DNA-binding transcription factor activity; DNA binding. Bases 567 to 1427 code for a protein of 286 amino acids. NCBI's taxonomy places the organism in Eukaryota, Viridiplantae, Streptophyta, Magnoliopsida, Lamiales, Lamiaceae.